Molecule: messenger RNA, 1670 nt
Organism: Temnothorax curvispinosus
Lineage: Eukaryota; Metazoa; Arthropoda; Insecta; Hymenoptera; Formicidae
Product: probable methyltransferase-like protein 15 homolog
Exons: 2
Coding region: 400-1545 (381 amino acids)
Biological process (GO): rRNA base methylation
Molecular function (GO): rRNA (cytosine-N4-)-methyltransferase activity
Source: RefSeq, a predicted model, not a curated record
UCACGAGAACGUCAUUGCUUUAAAACCUCUCCGACGUCGUCAUGGCCGGUACCUAUAAGAAUUAUAUGAAAUUGUUGGAAUCGUGGCCGUUGGACAAAAGCAAAGCUGGCAGAGACUUGGGACAGCACAUUCGUGACCAGCUGAAGAUUGCAUUUGUGAAGGGUGAAGCUACUAGCCAACCGAAUCCGGAACAGUGUCAUCGAUAUUAUUCAAGCUUGAAAAGGCUUUCAUCAAAUCAUUAUGGGCAACUUCAUAAACGCUCCUUGUUAAGCACUGCGAGUGGAUUGACCAAGGAGCAAUGUAAUCUGGCGUUGACUCCAGAAAUGUUAGAGUAUUUGAAGGAAGAGGAUAAGGGAAUAUUUCGCAGAUUUUACGGAACGAUAAAAAAUUUUGUAAGAAAUGAUAAGGAUUAAGUUUGCGUGCUUUGCGUAUAAGUUUGGUAAGAAUAGGUGUUCUAUUGAUAGAACGCGAGCAUUGUUAGCGAAAACUAAUUUCUUGCGCUCAGUUAACGUGAGGCAAUAUAGUUUUGAAUAUGAUGUCUCUGAAAAAGAUCUUCAUGUGCCUGUUAUGGCACAGGAAGUACUGACAUAUAUGGAUCCGUCGCCAGGCAAGAUAUACGUAGACAUGACGUUUGGUGCUGGUGGACAUGCCACCAAAUUGUUAGAACAUUCACCCGGUGUAAAAAUAUUCGUGUUAGAUAGAGAUCCUUUAGCAUACGAAUGCGCAAAAGACUUAUCGCAGAGAUAUCCAGGACAAGUAGUUCCUUUGCUAGGUAAAUUCUCCGAGCUACCGCAGCUACUUAAACAAUACGAUAUUAAAGAGAAUAGUAUAGAUGGCUUUUUGUUUGACUUUGGUUGCUCGUCAAUGCAAUUUGACGUAGCGAAGCGAGGUUUUGCUUUGUCAAAGGAUGGACCGUUAGAUAUGAGAAUGGAUGGAUUUCGGUGUCCGGAACAAAUUACUGCCGCGGAUGUGUUGGAAAGGGCAACGGAGGAGCAAUUGGCUCGUAUCAUAAAAAUUUAUGGGCAAGAGAAGCGUGCUAAGAAAAUUGCACGUGCCAUUAUUGACGUUAGAUACAUGUGUAGAAAAUUAGAGACGACGAAGGAACUGGCUGAGCUAGUCGAGUCCACUUUAGGCGGUGAAAUCAGAAGAGAUAGUCUCGGUAGAUUUUCGCAUAGCGCCACAAAAACAUUUCAAGCACUUAGGAUUUUUGUCAAUAACGAAUUAAAUGAAAUUAAUUACGGUAUACUUCUUGCGCAAGUAUACUUGAAAUUGUCCGGCCGUUUAAUAACGAUCUCCUUUCACUCGCUCGAAGAUACUAUUGUUAAGAGACAUAUUUCUGGAAACAUAACAGAUAAUGUGGCUAAUACCGUCGCGUUAAAAUAUGCGAACCGUGGUAAGGUGUUUGAUAAGGGCGAGGUUGAAAAAUUGACGGAAACACCAUGGAAAAUGAUGCAUAAACAUGUUUUGAUACCUACGGCUGAAGAAAUUCAGGCAAAUCCGAGAUCGCGAUCGGCGAAAUUGCGUGUUAUUACGAAAGUUAAAUAAUUAUGUUUUAUGUACAAAGUAUUAAAGCUUGUAGUUCACAUUUUUUUAUCAAUAUACAAACUUGAGAUGGUAUACUUGGAAUAUGUAUACGAUAUAUUUAUUUUAACAGGAGGUAUUGUCACGCU